UUCAGGAAGAGGAUUUCUGACUGGACAGCUCCAAGGACUUCACUGUGAAAUGGGAGAAUGUUGUAUUUAGUUUUUUCCACACGCACAUUAAAUAUGUUUACUUCAUUAUAAAUGUGUUACAGCUAAAUGUGACCUCCAUAACCACAACCUAACACUAUUACAACGACACCCUCUCAGAUCAGUGGAUCGCUAAAGAAAAAGCCUUUAAAAUCCAUCCAUGUUUCACUGCCUACAACCGUUCUGAAUGCAUGCAACAUUUCUAUAGUGCAGCCCUGGCUUUGGUUAUUUGUAGACUUACAUCUUUGUUCAAUGAAGAGAAAUAACUCCUCGGUGGCUUUGAGCAAGUAUACCACCAAAGCCCCGACAGGGAAACCGCUGCCCUACACCAUUAAUAAAGGUUUAGAGCCCGUGUAAGGACUAAUACAGUCUUGUGUCAGUGUGCAACAGUGAUAACACAACGUAGCUAGGUGGUUAUUUCCCCUCAUAUCCAGGAGGUCUGCAGCUCAUCAUCUGGUUACAUAAACAGCAGGAGCAGAUGCACACACCCGCCAGCAGAGGGCAGCCUCGGACUCGGGUUGCAGCACGCAGACAAGUCCGUGCAGGAACCCUACGUAGACGUGUGUGUGUGCAUGUGCGUGUGCGUGUGUGUGUGUGUGCGUGUGUGUGUGUGUGAGCGGUGAGGGAAGCAGGAGUAAACCGAGCCUGGGUCCUGCUGCACAAGAGGAACACAUCACCACGCUCCUGGUGCACUGAUGCGGACACUCCUCAUCCUCCAGCUGGCUGAUUUGGAACAAGGUCCUGAAGUACUGAUGUUUGAAGAAAAGGAAAAGAUCAAAACCGCCUAGUGUGGUGAGGUCAGCCCUCUCUGUUCUCCGCUCCAUCAGGACCCAUCUCAGCAUUUCUGGAAACUCUUGCUCCGUUGCUGGGGUGGAGUGGAGCACAUUUUUUUAAAUCCUUAUCCUUGCUUGGAGGGAACACAGUUCCUGUUGGCCCAAAGGGUCUGGGGAAAAGACACAGCCCCUGGAGCAGCAGCGUUUAAGAAACUUGGACUAGAAGACUGCAGCGGUGGGGAAGGUGAUGGGGAACAAAAACACCAGCCUGCCCAGAGGUCCUGAUGCUGUCCCAACACUAAAGGAGCAGGCGGUAUCUGAUGAUGUCACCGGUCUUGUCUCUACACGCCAUCCUCUGAGCCUCAGCCCAGAGCUGCUGGCCUCCCUGCAGCACCUCAGAGAAAACCACGAUGACUAUUGUCUGCUGCCACAGUCUCUGCACCAGACUGCAGAGGUGUUUUCACUGAAAGGCGACUACCAGUGGGCCAUCCACUUCUUGCAGCUGGAGAAGAUGUACCAUGAACGGCUGCUCUCCAAUCUCGCUUCCCUGCAGGAGGACUGGGAACGCCAGCUAAGAGAGAAUGACUCACACCUGACUUCUGACACAGAGGGUAUCAGUCAGAAACACAUGGAAACACUGGCUCACAUCUGCAGAACUCACCACAGACCAGCCAUGAGAGUGACCCAGGAAGCGCAGGCGAACCGUCACAUCCUGCAGUCUAGUCACAAAGAAGCCAACGGGCCCGAGGCGUGUGAACGGGAGGAAGAUCAGAGCACCAUCUCCGACUCAGAGCUGUUUUCACCGCUGAUGAGCCGAGAGGAGGAGCAGGAUGGAGGAGAAAAGGCAUUUGAAGAAGGACUAGAAGUGGAGGAAGAGGAGCAGGAGACUCCAGAGGAGGAGGUGGUGAAGGUGGAGUGGCCAACAGGAGUACCUCAAGCCUCUGACAAAGACCUAGCCAAACUUUCCCACACAGAGAGGAACUGCUGCCCUGAUGGCCUGGUCUCCAUUCUGAAGAGGAGGCGAGCCUCUCUGGACGGACUUCCUCCCGCCUCUAGCAGCAGCAGCUCUGACAAACACCACUCCAAACGUCAAGUCCGUUUCAGCGAGCCAGAUGACGGCGCAGAGCAAGAUGAGGUUGGAGGUGAUUCCUGUCUCAUCCUGCUUCUGCUGUGCUUGCUGACUGUGGUGAUCAGCGUUGGAGGUACUGCGCUCUACUGCACCCUGGUGGACACCUACGCCACCAUCUGCACCGACUUCACUCACAACAUGGACUUCUACGUGUCAAACGCACGGGCUUUAUUCCAGGGCUUUGGAUGGCUGCCCUCCUGGACGUAGACAGUUCUGAUCAAAGCUACUUUGGGCUAGGAGAUCACGGUGCAGGUGGACUCCUGACUGGUUCCUGCAUUCAUCUCACGCUGCUGUUUACAGCUCUGCUGACUAUGAUGGACGUGGACUGAAGAGGUGCUAACAGCAAGAAUAACACGUUAAAGCAAACGCUCCUGCUGUCUCUGGAAGGUCCGUGUUCCAGGACCAGAACCUCUCAGCUGUGGUUGGAUCUGAACCCAGGUCUGUCAUUGUUACUGCUGGUGAAGAAAGCUGCCCUCAGAGAGAGCUCAGUCACACAGGCAAGGAUUAUUUACAGCAAUAACCAUCUCCCCGUGACCUGGUGCCGUGUUUACACAUGUGAGCUUUAAUUAUUCAGUUGAACAGUUCUUUUUCUGGGCUGGAAGCAUCAUACAGCACAGCUCAGUCAUUUUUAUAAACACGUGUGUGUAGAGGCUCAACUAUAACCACCCCCCCACUAACCUCCCUUAGCUGGUGUGUGUCCUCAGACCGAGGAUAGGCAGGAUGUUGGUUCAGGUCUAAAAACCUCCAGACUCCUACAGAACCGACUUCUUCUAACUGCGUCCAUAAAUCUCAACCACCCUCUCAUCUCGGCAUAAAACCUGUCCCCAGAAGACAUUUGUCUUGUCCGUGGGGACAGCUGCAGCUCUCCAUCCCUAACCCUAACCCUCCCUGUUCAUGAGCUCUGGUGUUCCAGCAGGAACCAGGCUCUGGCUUAAGCCUUGGUUCCUGCUGCAUCCUGAACAUCCCAACAGAGAGAGUGGUGUGUUGUCCUCGUUCAGGCUUUGGUAAAAUGGUGGAACAUCUGAAUUUAGCUUGUUUCUGUACAGUUAACUGAUCCUGGACCCUGAAGCAGUUUAAAAAUGGCUCCUAAGACUUUUCCAACUGGUGUCAAGCUACAAACCACUCUCCCCAAGAUCCUCGCUGGGUUCCUUUGUUCUCAGUGAUGGUUGGUGUAAAACGUUCUUCAUCCUUCAGAUGCUGCAAGCAGAAAGUACCAGAAUCAUGACCUCUAACAGGAAGCUCGUCGGAGGUAGAGGAUGUUCUGGAACGGGUCACCAACCUUUGUGAUGCUCAGAGCUACCUCAGGUGUACUGAGCUACAGGACGGGCUACCAGCUUGAUACAAUAGUGACCUUUGAACUAGAAAAGAUGAGAGUUAAACUAAACUUCAGGCUUAUUAAACAUAUUUUAAUGUUGUUUUAAACAAGAGUGUAGUUGUAAAAUCUAUAUUAAAGCACUUGUGAAUAAAAAACAUGAUUUUCUUUAGACUUGUGCUAUUUGGAGAAAAGGCCCAUGGGCACUCCAGGGGGGUUCCUGGGGGCACCAGGCUGCUGACACCUGGAUUUAGGUACAUGUAUGAAUAUGUGUGUGUGUAGCACUACACCAGCUACAGCGGGCUCACCCACACCGUUUGCAGGCUCCACUCUUCAUUAGACUCUCCUGGUCUGACCUACGCUCUCCCGGCACUCGUCCCAGGUCUCAGGGCCACCAGACUCUUCUCUCCUUUCAGUCUUUCCCUCCGUCUCCAGCGUCUGUGCUUCUGAAGCACCUGCUGGUGAUUGGCCAUCGGCCUCAGGUGUGCUCUGCCACAGUGUGAGUCUGUGUGUAUAAUUGUGCUCCAGUGUGAACCCACAAUAACCUAAAAGUUAAGCUCUGGCGUGUUUUUCAUUGGGCAGAGAACCAGCCCUUCCUACAGGGCCUGUGUGGUUGUGUCUGACCCUAACCCCCCACCCUGGGCUCAUCCUGUUAAGGCUCUCUCCUCUGGGAGGAGGCUGAGCUCCUCCAGAACAACAACCAGCUGCAGCUGGGCUGCUCUGUGUCUGCGCAGCCCCCGCAUCCUGAUACAGUUUACUGCAGCUUCAGCUGAUCUAACACGUUGCACAUUUGAACGUUUUUAUGUUUAAACGUUUGCAUCCUGCACUAAGCACCAAAGCAAAGUCAUUGUGAGUGUAACAACAAUAAACCUCGUCCUGGUUCUGCAUGUUUACCUGCGAACAGGUGAUCAGGACCCACAUUAGAACAGCAUCAUUGCACAUGUGCCUUAAUAAAAACCCUGGCACAGCAUUUUAAAUGUGUACAUUUUACUCCGGUACCACUGAGAUGCAUUCAGAAAACCUGUUUGUGUUUCAUGGUUAAUGUUUCUAUCAACCUGCUCAAAUAAAAAUGUGUUCAAUGUCUGUGUUGUAACAAAAACA
Messenger RNA from Nothobranchius furzeri (turquoise killifish), 4372 nucleotides. The record is from RefSeq and is a predicted model, not a curated record. Lineage: Eukaryota; Metazoa; Chordata; Actinopteri; Cyprinodontiformes; Nothobranchiidae.